This is a messenger RNA of Thelazia callipaeda (thelaziosis nematode), 2121 nucleotides long. NCBI's taxonomy places the organism in Eukaryota, Metazoa, Nematoda, Chromadorea, Rhabditida, Thelaziidae. The record is from the annotation of a GenBank genome assembly.
AUGUGGCAUGAGGCUCGUCGACAGGAAAAAUUGAUACGUUCACAAAUGAUUGAUAACGUGAAACGAAAUGAGCGACGUAAACAGUUCUAUGAAAAUGUGAGGAAGGAUCCGGAGCAGUUUAUGCAAGUUCACGGUCGAAAAUGUCAAAUACAUAUGGAUCCGGCAGUAGCACGUGCUGCCGAAGCAUCAAGCAUCCUGUGCGCGUUUGACAUUAGUAAUUUGCUGAUCUUUUUGUUUAAAGCAUACUUCUCAUCAUGGAGACGAUGGCAGGGUGAUCCUAGCAUAUUGAUUGAUCGAUUUGAUGUUCGGGCACAUAUGGAUCAUAUCUCCGAAAAGAAAGUCGAUAAUUAUGAAAAACAACAUAAAUCACUAGAUGAUGUCGAAGAAUUGCAGUGCGAAUAUGAGAGGUAUCGAAUCCUUGUUCUCAACGAAUUUGAUAGAGUGUCAGAAAAAACGUUUCUAAAAGAAAUAGCGGCAAAAGAAUUCUGGCCGGAUGAGUCUAAUUCAUCAUCUGCAGCACGUGCUGAGCAAGAAAAGAAAAAGUCGCUUCGUGACAAAAAAGCGGCUGUAGGAUUUACAUAUGAUGAUACUCAAACGGUACAAUGUGGCAUUGCUGAAACAGAUGAAUCGGAAGACGAUGAUGAUUUUGUUGACUCGGAUGAAUUCGAUUUCAAAUUAGAUCUGGACACAUUAGAUGCAGAACAGCGGCGAAAUUUAAAUAAAUUGGGUGUACGCUAUGGUAUUAAUUCGGGUGCUUUUUCAAGCUUAUUGAAAAUGGAUCGUCGUGAGCAAGAUGAAACGCAUCAAUUGAAAGAGAUUGAAAAAGCGAAACUAGCCCUCGCUGGUCGCCAAGCAAAGGCAGAACGAGCUGUUUUAAAGAAGAAACGUGCUCUAAUUGUUGGUAAAGGUUGUCUGAAUGAAGAAGCUACAACUACAUUGCUCUCAUUCGUUACAAAAAGUGAGAAGGAUAACUUAGAAACAUCUUCAUCUACAUCGACAGAAGAUGAUGAAGGAAGGACGGAAUUCAUUACGACAUUUGGUGGUGAUGGUGUCGAAAGUAAAGAUGCAGAACGUGAAGAAGAUGAUGAUGAUCAACCAAAAGUGCUUGGUCCAACUUUGCCUUCUGCAGAAUUUCGGCGUAUUUUUGAAUUAAAAACUCGUCGUUCGUCAAGUCCUGAAGAUUACGGAAAUGUUUCGAAAAAUUGUAUUCAAAGCAGAUCCCCUGCUUCAAGGCGACCACUGCGUUCGAGGAGUAGAGAACGUAUAGCGCGAUCGAAAAGCCGGGAGAGAUCGCGUAGGUCAAAAAGUCGAGAACGACGGGACGACUCAAGAAGUUCAAGUGUCAUUAAAAGGCGAAGAAAUAACAGUAACCGAGAAAAGCGAAGAAGUUCUAGCAGGGAUAAACGACUGGAUAAUAGCCGUGCGAGAAAUAGAGAUAAGAGGCGGGAAGAAUUUAAGAUAAGAUUAAGUCGUAGAAAAAGUACAAGCAGCAAUGAAAGCGCACAUAGUCGUUCUCGAAUUUAUCAUAGUCGUAAAAAGCGUACUGGUCAAAAAGUUGAUGUUGAUAGUUCAAAGCGAUCAAGCGAUAAAAAAUCUCGAAAGCACCGCAGAAGGCAUUCGUCUUCGAGUGAUCCUAAUCAUUCACUACCACCAGUCUCUGAGAAGAAGGCUACAAAUUCAGUUUCUUCGCCAAAGAGAAGUGAUGGUGAUACUUCACCGUUAGCAAUUCAUUCAAGUAUGAGUGAAUCUGAGAAAGAACGUAUUGAAGUAGAAAAUAGACGAAGACGAAUACGACGAACAGCCAAACAACACCGUCAACAGUAUGGUAGUAAUUAUGACCGACUCUCAGAAGAUGAAGCCGAGCGUAAAGCUGCUCUUGCUCACAAACUUCGUUCUCAAAUGCAAAAAACACUACGUAAGACAGCUGAACAGUUGAAAGAAGAACAACGACAAAAGCAUGAAGAACAUGAGAAAGAAAGAAGAGUAAAGGCUUUUGUGUUAUUUUUGUUGCGCGAAGAAAGACUAUUUGAAGAAUCACUGGAAAUGAGAAGACGAGAACGCGAAAAACGUAGACGUGAGCGCCGUGAUCGUAGUAUUAGCAGUUCAUGUUCUUCUAGCUAG